AGCGGACGUAGCGUAGUGACGCAGGCCAGCACCACGCACGCUCUCCAGUAGCACAACAAUACGCGUUCCCCGUUCCACCCUCGCCGCUCCCCCUCUUUUCGCGUCGCUCACGGUAUGGCGGACGGCGAGCGGUCCCCAUUGCUUUCGGAUCUCGGUGAUGGAGCUCUCGGCACCGGUAACGGCGGACUGUCUCCUGGAGCGACUCCGCACGGCGCGCCGAACAAACCGCAGAGUUUUCCACCAUUUCCGACUCAACCCCCUGUGUUGCUGGGUGAGAACCCUCCACCGUAUUCCCCUCUGACAUCUCCAGAGAGUGGCAGUGCCCCGGUCAUCAGCUGUAGGGUCUGCCAGUCGCUCAUCAGCGUUGAGGGCAAAAUCCAUCAGCAUGUGGUCAAGUGUGGAGUCUGCAACGAAGCAACACCUAUAAAGAAUGCACCUGCAGGGAAGAAAUAUGUGCGUUGCCCUUGUAACUGUCUUCUCAUCUGCAAGGUCACAUCCCAAAGGAUCGCCUGCCCACGUCCCUACUGUAAGAGGAUUAUAAAUUUGGGGCCCGUCCACCCCGGCCCAGCCAGUCCAGAUCCACAGCCGACUGGUGCUAGAGUUUCAUGCGGACAUUGCAACAACACUUUCUUGUGGACAGAGUUUACCGAUAAGACAUUGGCACGAUGCCCUCAUUGCAGAAAAGUAUCUUCGAUUGGCCAAAGAUACCCCAGGAGGCGGAGUCUGUGGUGUUACCUGCUGUGCUUGCUGUUUAGCAUUUCAGCCGCUGGACUGAUCGCAGGGACGUGGUCCCAGGCACGUGUGUACGGAGGAAUUUACGCCUCCUGGGCGGCAGCCUUGUUACUGGUGGUGUUGACGCUGGCCAGGGCGCUUUACUGGAGCUGCAUGCGGGUCAGCCAACCUCUCCACAACCUCACAUAGAGAGAGCAGAGACAAGAAAGGCUGGCGGAGGAGAGAAGAGGGGUGGUGGGUAAAAUAAAGGCCACAGGACACGAGAAAGAGAGAGAGCAGGAGAGAAUCAACUCUUUGAUUGUGAAUGCAGUAAUGAAGAGUAAAAGUCAAAUCGAGAAACAAGUGGUUAAAAGCUACUCUGACAAAGAAGAUGGCGUUUUAAAGUUACUUUUAUUCUGGUUUUCUCUGGAUGUCUUGUCAUCCGUGAAUAUGAACUGACUUGUUGCUCAUGGUUACAUGCAAAUGUGCUGUUACAUUACACAGAUGAUUCCAAAUACGACACGCAUGCACAUGCACACACACACACGUCUUAAAUUAACCACACUACAAUACAAACAUGUGCACACACUGACACAGGACACAAAUGCUCUCGGAUAUUGAAACAUUGAAAAGUUGCUUGAGCCUCACACACGAUAUGAACAGGUUUGUAGUUUCCUAAUGAAUCAGUACAGGUUGAGCUCCACUAGAGGUCGCCAUUUCAAAACUUCAUGCACAAUAUUUCAUACCGUCACAUCCUGCAGGGAUGUUCAUACUUUCUCUAUAAAGUGGGUCUACAGAUUUAUAAGACAUUCAUGUAACUGGAUUUUCAUCAACUCGAAUCUAAAGUGUACAUAUGCUCAAACGCACACACACACACUCUUCUCCCCUUUGUCUUUAGUUGUGAAGGUUGAAAACAGUAUUUUUUUAUGAUUGUGAAUUUUGUUUGUAAAUAUGUGUUGUUUAUUUCAUGAAUGACUGAACGUUGCACUGUAGCCCUAACAUGCUGUGAUUCCUUUCUAUGUUUUUAUUUAAUUUGAAAAAUCACUACUGAAUAAUCGCUGAUCACAAUUGCUGAUAAUAAUGACCAGAAUAAAAUCGACAUCAAUGAA
Molecule: messenger RNA, 1820 nt
Organism: Paramisgurnus dabryanus
Lineage: Eukaryota; Metazoa; Chordata; Actinopteri; Cypriniformes; Cobitidae
Gene: pip4p1a
Product: phosphatidylinositol-4,5-bisphosphate 4-phosphatase 1a
Biological process (GO): phosphatidylinositol dephosphorylation
Cellular component (GO): plasma membrane; late endosome membrane; phagocytic vesicle membrane
Molecular function (GO): phosphatidylinositol-4,5-bisphosphate 4-phosphatase activity
Source: RefSeq, a predicted model, not a curated record